Molecule: messenger RNA, 579 nt
Organism: Aspergillus thermomutatus
Lineage: Eukaryota; Fungi; Ascomycota; Eurotiomycetes; Eurotiales; Aspergillaceae
Exons: 1
Coding region: 1-579 (192 amino acids)
Source: RefSeq, a predicted model, not a curated record
AUGUACACGUCGCUCAAAGCCAUAUCCCGCGCUACACUCCUCCAUCUCAGUCUGAACCCUCUUUUCUCAACCGGAGUCCGCGCCGCAACCACAACAUCACCAAACCUCCGCUCAUACUCAGCAUUAUAUCCCACCUGCCCAUCCGGCAACCUCUACCAUCCUACGCAUUUGAGCUCAAUCCACAUUCGUAACCAAGAACAUACCUACUCUACAUCCGCGACCAUGUCCGCCGACCCUGCCUCUCCCUCCAACGAGAGCCAGUCGCAACACCAACGUCAGCAAGAAGAAGAGCAGGAGCAGGAGCAGGAACAAAACAAACCUAUCCUUGCGCUGCCAGAGGCUCCCUCCGCAGAAUCGCAAGCCACGCAGAUCGACGUUAGUGGUGGGGGGUCGACGGUGAAGCUCGACGCUCUGGGUCCACUGGUGGUCAACCAGGACGGGUCGCUGUCGCGGAUCGCCAACUGGGAGCAGAUGACUGAAAUCGAGAGGCGGAAUACACUGCGCGUCCUCGGCAAGCGGAAUAAAUUAAGGUUAAAUGCGUUGAAGGGGGCAGAGGGUGAGAAGGAGGAGGGCAAAUGA